This is a messenger RNA of Linderina pennispora, 2080 nucleotides long. RefSeq lists its product as uncharacterized. The record is from RefSeq and is a predicted model, not a curated record. The coding region runs from base 266 to 2062 and encodes 598 amino acids. Lineage: Eukaryota; Fungi; Kickxellomycota; Kickxellomycetes; Kickxellales; Kickxellaceae. The transcript has a single exon.
ACGAUAUCAAGUCACUGUAGCCUCGUUUGUUCGCCUGCCACCCAACACCUUUCACUGUCCAUUCCCGUUUUACCAACAGAACCCAUGACAAGGUCGCAGAAAGGUACCUCUCGGCAGAAUAAAAAAACAGCAUUGCCAUAGCCGGUGAAUCUCCGAUCGAUCACUUACAUUAAUUGCAAGACAUUUGCUAGAUAAAUCCAAGGGCGCCAAGGAAGGCCAUGUGCCAACCAAAUACGACAAGUGGACGCACGAGGAGAGCGAAAAGAUGCUCGACUACCUCUGCCGGCCCGAGAACCUGCGGGUGUUCCUCUACAACAAAAACUACUGCUACAACCAGAUCAGCGAGCAUAUCCUGCGCGACCGGUCGGCGGGCCAGAUCAAGAACAAGCUCGCCAGCCUCGAGAACCGCUACAAGAAGGCACAGCGGCAAUUUCAAAAGUGGCUCGAGGUCCGCUCACUUGAGGCCGACGCCAUGACAUCCGCGCAGAAAAAGGAGGCUUACGACUGCUUUGAUCCGCCUGUUCCCGAGUUCCCGCAUCUGGACACGGUGUUUAAGGCGAAGCCAACCCGGCUCAGAGUCAGCCUGCUCAGCCUCGAGACCACAGGCCAGCAGCCAACGAUUGACGCAGCCAGCGUUGCCAUGCAGAGCAAGAAGCGCCGCAUUGACGACAUGGAUGGCACAGGGUUCCUGCAAAGCCCCACGUUCAGCGUGCGUCGCCACACAGAGGGCGAGCUUAGAGGCCUGCCACGCCCGCCCACCUGCUCUGGUCCAGCCGACAGUACAACAGUAGAUGCCGUCGGUUCCACCAAUCACAGCGGACUUCGGUCGGGAAACAGCCAGUUGCCGCUGAUGCCGCCCUCUGUCUCUACCGAGACAACCAUUACCGCCGAUAGCGGCAGGCCCAUGAGCCGUGCCUACAGUCGCCAGGACAGUAACAUCUCAGGGCUAUCGCCGUCGCCGUCCAACUUCCUGUCGCCACUCAGUGGCUGGGCCAUGGGCCAGAGCUCGCGCAAGACCUCUUACCAUGAAAGCAACAGAUUCUUGAGCCUGUCGCCUCGGCUGCCAAUCGACCAGCGGCGUAAUUCCAUCGCUGCCAUCGUCCAUGCACCGAACAGCCUCAUGGCUGGCCAGCAGCCGGCAGGCAGUGCUAGCGGAGACACACACCGCAACUCCGAUGCCUCCUCGGCGACGACAAGGAUCGAGCAUGUGUCGACUCUGGCGAACCGGUCACUUGGCCCAGAAGAGAUCACACUGCAUAGCCGCGAGCUGAUGAUCCGCGAGCGCGAGCAAGAGCACCAGCACCGGCUGGAUCUGAUGCGGCAGCAGCACGAGUACCAAAUCAACAUGGCGCAGAUUGCGCUGCGGCAGCGCGAGCUUGCGGUACGUGAAAAGGAAGCUGACCUGGCGUUCCAGUCGUUUGCGACGAGCCAGGCGCCGCUGGGAAUGCCCAGGCGUGCUAGCUUUGCUCCCUCGCUUGAGUGCUACCGCAUUGGCAGCCCGAUGAGACCCAAACAGACGGCGUUCCGUGGCACGCGCCACAUGUCGUUCCAGGCAGAUACCAGCACGCCACUGAUCAACGUCACUGCGCCCCAGGCUGCCACUCUGCCGUCGCCGGCAGAGACCAGUGACCGUGCCAAGGCAGAUACCAGCAGCAGCGAUGCAAGCGAUCGGUCGGCCACAGACCUACUGAAUCUGCCUUCGGACGAUCUGCUGAAAUACAGGACCACAGCAACCCCCGAGGACCAACAGCCGCACCACUCAGCUGCUUCGCAGCAAGACUCCCCGUCACAUUAUACCAUGCCUGUCCAGCACAACUACGUCCUGUCGUCAUUGGCUCCUGCACCUGGUGGCAGCAGUGCCGCCCCUGGUGAGAUGCUGUUGAUAGCCCCGCCCACGGCUCAUGUAUACGGUAGCAGUGAUACCCUUCACAGUGCGCUGUCGUCGUCAACCGUCCAUACGCCGGGUACUGUGACGACAGUGGCGCCAGCCGACCAGCUUCCCUAUGCGUCGAAGCCCAUUGAGUCACAGUACACUCAAUCACUGCGUUCCUCACACAAUUAAACUGCUACAUCUUUUUCC